This is a messenger RNA of Labeo rohita (rohu), 2313 nucleotides long. RefSeq names its product 6-phosphofructo-2-kinase/fructose-2,6-bisphosphatase. Gene Ontology annotation, cellular component: cytosol; 6-phosphofructo-2-kinase/fructose-2,6-biphosphatase complex. The transcript has 14 exons. Bases 128 to 1540 code for a protein of 470 amino acids. Gene Ontology annotation, molecular function: 6-phosphofructo-2-kinase activity; ATP binding; fructose-2,6-bisphosphate 2-phosphatase activity. Lineage: Eukaryota; Metazoa; Chordata; Actinopteri; Cypriniformes; Cyprinidae. Gene Ontology annotation, biological process: fructose metabolic process; fructose 2,6-bisphosphate metabolic process. The record is from RefSeq and is a predicted model, not a curated record.
UCCAAGUGGACAAGGCUGCACAUAUUCUUUAUAGAAGAUAUCAACGGUCCUGUUCACUUUCUCCAAUUACCAUACUCACCUGCAUAAAUAUUACACAGAGACAGCGGUCUCUCACACACUGGUGAAUAUGUAUCACUCACAAAUUGAACUUACACAAAAUCCUCUGGAGAAGAUCUGGGUGCCAUGGAUGAGCAGCAGGCUGAGACGGAGAAGAGGCUCAUCAGUACCGCAGUUCACCAACUCUCCCACCAUGAUUGUGAUGGUUGGUCUGCCUGCGCGUGGAAAGACCUACAUCUCGAAGAAACUCACACGCUACCUCAACUGGAUUGGAGUUCCCACCAAAGUGUUUAACGUUGGACAGUACCGCAGGGAUGCUGUACGCAGCUAUAAGAGUUAUGAAUUCUUCCGCCCAGACAAUGAAGAGGCCAUGAAAAUUCGCAAAGCUUGUGCUCUGGCGGCACUGAAGGAUGUCUUUUGUUACUUUACUCAAGAUCAUGGACAAGUGGCAGUAUUCGAUGCGACCAACACAACAAGAGAACGUAGAGAGGUGAUUCUCGCGUUUGCUAAAGAGAACGGCUAUAAAGUAUUUUUUGUUGAGUCUCUUUGUGAUGACCCAGAAAUCAUUGCAGAAAACAUCAAGCAAGUGAAGCUGAGCAGUCCUGAUUAUGUUAACUGUGAUAAAGAGGAGGCUGUGACUGACUUCCUUAAGAGAAUAGACUGCUACAAACUCACAUACGUUCCUUUAGAUGAUGACAAAGACAGCAACCUGUCAUACAUUAAGAUCUUUAAUGUGGGCAGCAGGUACCUGGUUAAUCAGGUUCAGGAUCAUAUUCAGAGCAGGAUCGUCUAUUAUCUGAUGAACAUCCAUGUCACCCCUCGCACUAUCUACCUCUGUCGUCAUGGAGAGAGUGAACUCAACCUUUUGGGGCGUAUCGGAGGUGAUUCUGGCCUCUCGCCACGAGGAAUGAAGUUUGCUGCAGCUCUAGGCACAUACAUCAGGGGUCAGUGCAUCCUGGAUCUGAAGAUCUGGACCAGUCACAUGAGGAGAACAAUCCAGACUGCAGAGGCAAUCGGAACACCUUAUGAACAGUGGAAAGCACUGAAUGAGAUCGAUGCAGGUGUGUGUGAGGAGAUGACUUACGAAGAGAUUCAAGAUCACUUUCCUGAGGAGUUUGCUCUCAGAGACCAAGACAAAUACCGGUACCGCUAUCCAAAGGGUGAAUCCUAUGAGGAUCUGGUUCAGCGUUUAGAGCCUGUUAUCAUGGAACUUGAGCGCCAGGAGAAUGUUCUGGUCAUAUGUCAUCAGGCUGUCAUGCGUUGUCUGCUGGCGUACUUCCUGGACAAAAGCUCAGACGAGCUGCCUUAUCUGAAGUGUCCUCUGCAUACAGUGAUGAAACUCACUCCUGUUGCAUAUGGAUGUGAAGUUGAGUCAAAUUUCUUAAAUGUUGAAGCAGUAAACACACACAGAGACAGACCUGUGAAUGUGGAUGUGAACAGAGAUCCAGAGGACGCUUUACUGACCGUACCAGAACACAACUAGACAAGACCACAAAAAAUACACCAGUUCAGUUCUCUAAAUGAUUACAUAUAAUUUUUUAUUUCUAGGGCCUUCUGACCUUAGAUAUUAUUUUGUAAUAAUUGCAAUAAUUUUGGGGUAAAUUGGGGUAUUAUUCUGCGGUGUUGAUGUUACUCAGAUCUUUUGACAAAAUUGUAUAAAAUUAUGUUCAAUCAUUUGAUGAAAACAUUUAUGAACAAGAAAUGCCAACUACUUUUAAUGGUUAUUUAGACUUAUACAUUGGUGUCAUGAAAAUGUAAAAGCUAUAGAUGGUUGAUGUGUAACGUAAAAGAUUAAUUGAGUCUUUUAAACACCUAAUUUUGCAGCGUGAUGAUGAUCCUGCUUUAUGAGUCAUACGACUUUCAGUUUGGAGACGUCACAGCUGACCAGAUCAUUUCAGCUUUCAAACCGCAACUCACAGAGUUCAUUAAAGGUGAAGACAGUAAUUUUUUAUUGUGUUGUUCUGUAUGACAGUCUACAUCAGGGGUCCUCAAAUAGCAGAACACAUUCUGGUUCUUGGUUCCAACUGGACUGUGAAACCUAAUGACAACAGUAGCACCAUUUACCCAUAUUUGUAUAGUUUAAAGUGAGCAGUGCAUCAAAACAACAAAGCACAAUCCACAAAUCACUCAGGGUCAUUUUUGGUAUCUUUCGACAUUAUAUCCUAAAAUUUGUAUCUAGUGCAAACACUUCAUUUAAGCCCUUUCUGUUCCUUGCAGAUUGCUUGUCUCCCUCAUUAAAGAGUGUCACAGAUGAAA